This is a messenger RNA of Trichoderma aggressivum f. europaeum, 540 nucleotides long. RefSeq lists its product as uncharacterized. The record is from RefSeq and is a predicted model, not a curated record. The transcript is spliced from 2 exons. Lineage: Eukaryota; Fungi; Ascomycota; Sordariomycetes; Hypocreales; Hypocreaceae. Bases 1 to 540 code for a protein of 179 amino acids.
AUGUAUCAAAAGGAUAUUCCGUGGAUCGCCAUGAGCUACCCCGAAGCGGGCUACCCCCUCGAGUAUAUCCCGGAUAACUUUCACAUAGUUGGUCCUCUAGUGCUCGAUGCGGCGCCAGCUGAGACGCAGAGCGCUGAGCUGACGGGCUGGAUCAAGCAGGCGCCGACGAUCCUCGUGAACCUGGGCAGCGCGUUCCGAUAUGAGGAGCCGAGGGCUGUCGUCAUGGCUGAAGCGAUUGCCGCCGUGCUGGAUGCCACGGAUGUAGCCGGAAUCCCGAGCGUCGUGCUCCCGCUAUGGGCGGACCGUUACAAUUACGCACAAACGGCAGAAUAUUUUGGCGUCGGCAUUUGGCCCAACAAGAAGACGGCGCCGGGCUGGGAGGCUGCGGCCUUGACCGAGACCUUCCUGGAGGCGUUGAGCGGCAACACGAGCGUGACGAUGCGUCAGAAUGCCAAGGCUAUUGCAUUCAAGGGACACGAAUAUGGGGGCCGAAAACUGGCAGCUCAACUGGUUGCUGAGUUGGCGGCAGGUGGAAAAUGA